AUGGUUGAUUUUAGUGUAUUACAAGGUGAUUGUGAUGGCCAGACUGUGGUUUCGCUUGUGAGGGAGGUGUUUGAGUCCCAUGAGCCUCUAGAACUAGUUUCUAUAAUGACGAUGGUCCAAAAAGUUAUACCUUUUUAUCCCUCUCUAGGACCUGUAGCCCAGGAUCAAUUGGUGCAGAUUGUUGGGAGAUCUUUUACGUUUUUUAGCCAGUUGGUUAGCUUUGUGCUUUCCAUGAGAUCAGAUCAAAGGGAAGUGAGAAUUUUUAAAACUGUUAUCCUAGAAGUUUUACGCAGAGGUGAAUGCUUUUAUCAAUACAUUCAAGAGUUAGAGAGUAAAUUAGAACGCAAUAGUCUCAACUCUUUAUUCUUCGGUAGUAAACUCUUCAACGUAUUGCUUUCAGAGAUUAAUAUUUUGGAGUAUUUGGAAAUUCUUAGAGUUCAAUGGGGGAAAGUUUUCAAGGAAUCAUCUUUCCAAGACGCCAUCUAUGGUAGUUUGUUCGUUUCUAUGAUUAUCCUGCAUCCAACUCUAUGUCCCGAUAUUGUAUUUGGCCAACUAGUGUUUAUUAGUGAUGAUCAUUGCAGCGGUUUCAAGAAACUAGUUAAAAAUUCUACGUUACUGGAUCAGCGAAGAACUAUAAGGUUUCUGCUGCUGUAUUUGCAAUUGCAUACGAAUUUAUCUAAUUAUCGAAGCGUCUGGGCAGCUCUAGAACCUUUACCUCUACACAAAACCGUGGAUUUGGAUACCUUGCUAACUCUUCGAUCUGACAUAUUGCAGGAGAUCGUAUUGAGGCAAAUGCCGAGAAUUCAGAACUCAAGUUUCGUAUUACCACUUAUUAGGAGGUUUGCAGAGUGUUCCAAUUUGGAUGAUCAAGUAUGUCGCAUCUUUGUCAUUAUGCUUAGACUCAAGAUGGAUUCCAGCGAGAGAAAAGCUGUUUCAAAGAAUUCAAGUUUUCUUGAUGCUGUCACCAAGAGGUUGGCUCAUGAGGAUGCUACCGUUAGAGAGAAGACCAUGUAUGUGGCUAAGCUUGUAACCGAUGGUCAAUUGCAAUACGAUAGUGAUUUUUCCAUAAACAUUCCUGAGCUAGAUAUCUCAGAUAUCUCAAACAUUCCGGAUUACACCACUUUGAGAGACUCCGAACCUUCCUUGGAAGAUACUAAGGCGUUAUCACCGUCAACACCACUAACGCAAGAAUUGGCUCGUCUAGAAAUUUCAGAAGAAUUAGAACCCAUUGUAUUUGUGAAAGAUUUAGUGAAAAAAUUCGAAUCUCAGGAGAAUAAACCACUCAUACCUCUUUUACAAUCUACGGUCAAACUGGUUCGCCAAAAGAAAGAUUUCCCAUUGGAAGUAGGAUUUUACUCAUCGGCAUUGUUACUCCACAUAUCCACACUGAACAAUGAUAUAGAUGAACCUAAUUUCGAAAAUUGGCGUAUCAAUGCUCUAGUGGGUUUGUUGGUGGUUACACCUGAAAAGGUGCAAGAUUUACAACGAAUCCUAUUCAAUUCAGAACUGUCACUGCAGCAACGUAUGUCAGUCCUCACCAGUAUGAGUUUUGCUGCAAGAGAAUUAAGAGGCUUCGAUAAUGGUUCAACAAUUGUUGCCCCUCAGUAUGAUUUCCCGACUGAACGUUUACCGUGGGAUCGUCCAUCGGCUAGACAUCAGUUGCACGAAGACGAAUACACAAACUCAGAACCAGUGAUAACCUCAUCCCAUCCCGUUUGGAGAUCAAAGAAGCUGGAUAAUGCUGCUCAAGUAAGCAAUAAAAACCAUUUUAAAGACCAUGCCCCCAUUUUUUUCUACCCGCUAGCGCACGGUUGGCUCAACGGUAUAGAACUAGGUACCUACGACAAGCUGUUCAAACGUCACUACAUGAAGACAACCGCAAUAGUUUACCAAUGUUGUCACCCUCAUAGGGACUACGAUGAGAUGACAGAAACAAUGCUUCAAUUGACUACUCAGGCUCUUCAACAAGGAAUCGAACCCUAG
Messenger RNA from Zygosaccharomyces rouxii, 1983 nucleotides. RefSeq names its product Tel2p (gene TEL2). The transcript has a single exon. Gene Ontology annotation, molecular function: Hsp90 protein binding; telomeric repeat DNA binding. The record is from RefSeq and is a predicted model, not a curated record. Bases 1 to 1983 code for a protein of 660 amino acids. Gene Ontology annotation, cellular component: cytosol. Gene Ontology annotation, biological process: telomere maintenance via telomerase; protein stabilization. Lineage: Eukaryota; Fungi; Ascomycota; Saccharomycetes; Saccharomycetales; Saccharomycetaceae.